Messenger RNA from Lodderomyces theae, 7626 nucleotides. RefSeq names its product Fmp27p (gene FMP27). NCBI's taxonomy places the organism in Eukaryota, Fungi, Ascomycota, Pichiomycetes, Serinales, Debaryomycetaceae. Bases 1 to 7626 code for a protein of 2541 amino acids. The transcript has a single exon. The record is from RefSeq and is a predicted model, not a curated record.
AUGAUCACAGGGCUUCACCUACAGUCCAUAUCAAUCAACAAUGGUAUCUCCUUCAAUGGGGUUACCUUCAAAACCAAACGUAUGCGGGUCAAAAUACGAAGUUUGAGGUUCAGAUUAUGGGGUAACACCAAAAUGACAAUCAUUGAUGAGCUAGAGGUGAAGCUCUAUCCUAUCCCUCAACCAAGGAAACAGAAGAGGAAGGCAUCUACGCGACAAGAUGAAAAUGAUACCGAUUCACUUGAGAAUGAUAUCUGCAUCUACCCACACAAUGUUAUCUUAAGAAAUGCUGUGCAAUUCCUUAUACGACGUUUACCAUGGCUAGAUUUGGAAAUGCGAAACACAACCUUCUACUCGGCACUUGACUAUAAAACCACCAUAGAAUACCUCAAGUAUAAUGCCAAAUCAAGAGAUAGUUUGAGACAUAAAGAUCGGUUGAAAUUUAGAACUGGAUUGUUUUUGAACAAUGUAUUUCAUGAAAUCAAAGCCAAAAACGAGCUUUUGACCCCAUUGAGAUUGGGAAGUUUCAGAGUUGAGCUAAAGUUUCUGAUCGAUUAUAGGAGCGGUAUCAUUGGCGGAUUUAUUGGAAAGAUUAAUGUUUCCGAAAGCAAUAUCCUGGUGUUCAAUACUGCAAAGUAUUAUAUACUACACGACGAGUUGAAAAAAGCAAACAAGAAGGACUAUCACUUUUCGGAUGGCGUUGAACUAGAUGACAAUGAAACUGGUGCGUCAAGUAAACUGGACUCGCAAGCAAAACUUGAAAAGACAUUUCUGUACAUACACAAGUUGCUCUCCGACGUCACCAUCCAUGUUGAAAAUUCACGAAUUUCAGAGAUCCCAUUUGUGACUAUUGAAAACAACGUUUCGAUUGCAGAAUACUACAACGAAGUUAAACCAAAGACGUCAUUGGAAUUGGUGACGAAAUCAGUUUCAUUCAACAUGUCGAGAUUGUACAACGAUGCAGCAGGUUUCGAAGUGCUAUUCAAUCCUAAGCAAGAUAUCCCAUUCCACUCUACUCUUUCCAUACAAUUGUUCAAAUUAUUUUUUGCAAAACGUGUGACCAUGGUGAGUGGAGCGUAUGGACUAGAAACCGAUGAAAUAUUGAGCAUGCCCAAUUACUCAUUCACCCAUAAAACAAAUAUGUUGAGCCAAGUUGUGCAAGCAAAAGGGUUCAAGAAUUGUGUCAUGGAGACAUUCUCGUCCGCCAGCUCACCUAUAUUUGACGUUGACUCGCGUCAAUUGAGUGCUUUUUUGUACAACAUAGUGUUAUUCAAGAAGUGGUUAACGCUAAGGAAAUUGCUCAAGAAAACCAACAAUGGAAGACAUGAUCUUGACGGCCAUAAAGUGACCGUAAAAGAAGAGCACCACGGUAAUCGAGAAUCGCUCAAGGCAAAACUUUGGAGAUACAUAAAUGAAUACUAUCCCAAAUUGGAUAUCAAGUUUGUUGUUGAGCAACCACGUUUUAUUCUACGAAAUUUUGAUGAUGGCGACAAUACCCAGUUGUUGGAAUUCUCCUGUUCAUUACUGAAUUUUAAUCUAUCAACGACACUGACUCGAGAUUAUGUUUCCAAUUUGGAAGUGUUGUAUCCAAGUGUCAAAUAUGUGUCCAAGAUAAACACAGACACCAAAACCGCGUCAUUGGAUCCUGUUCUGAAAGAGAUCUUUGGCCUUAGAAUUGUCAAUGUGAAGUUGGACGUUUUCAAAAAUUUGACUGUAUCGUCUAUUAUUGAAUUACAUGGCCUUUCCAUACAGUUGACCAGUUUGGACAUUUUCAAAGGAAUUCAUUGGCUUCUUCUGGACGUGACAAAACUAGCCGAAACUGAUCUUGAUAUUGGAGUAUUAAACAAAAAGUUUAAUGAUGAGCUAGCUUACUUGAAGACGAGAUUGGAGAAACAGAUUAGGGAGCCUCGGAGUUUUGAAAAGGUGCAGGUUCCUCGAGUCAAGGAUAAACUAUUUCGAUACUUGCCCUUUUGGCUCGCUCAAGUGGAGAUACGUUCAACAGACUGGGCUAUAUCUAUUGGAUCUAGAUCGGUUUUGAUCCCAAAGCAAGACUUGUUCAAAUCAGAUACAGCCGAUCUACAAUAUGAUACCGAUGACAGUAAGGAAUUGAGAAAGGUGAAUAUAAAACUCAACAGUUUCAAAGCUGGGCUUGUGAAUCAUGGAGCGCAAAGAGUUGACGAACAAACUCGCCAUGAUUCUUCAUCCUCCUCACUGGAUACUCUCACAUCGUUUGAUCUUGAUUCUGAAUACUGGUCGGUAUCGGCUACACUUGAAAUGUUUCAGAUCUUUAUGCCAGAUGACAGAAGUACAAAACGUUCAAAUACCGAGCCGCUUAUUGAGAUACCUACAUUCAAAUACGGGAUCGAUUCUGUAAGUGACUACCAGGGACGUAAUCAGCUAGUGGUACUGCUGAAUAUGGACAAGUUGCAGACCUUUUACAAUAGGUAUAAAUUAUUUACGUUGAUUGGCUCUAUAUACUUGGUGAGAGAGUUUAUUGUCACUCCAAUGAAAAUGAUGAAGCUGAAAUUGAAGAAGGAUAUGGACAAGUUUGAGGAACCUCCAGAAAGCCCACAAGGCCCAGAAUCACGCGAACUGAUGCUUGAUUUCAUCCAUGCAACAUUCAAUUUGGAAACGCUGGAUAUUGUUCUACAGAUUGCAGACUCAUACAAUCUCAAAGUUCAAUUGGCAAAUACACAUGUGGAAUUGGCAAACAAGACGGUGAAAUUGUCGUUGUUUUUCUUGAGAUGUCUAGCUGACUCGCCUAGUGCCAAAGGUAAGUGGUGUCGUUUGCUUUGCCUCGAUUCCUUGAGCUUAAACUUUGAGAUACCAAAGUCAAUAGACAACCUAUCACUUGACGUGCACACAGACGCAAUAAGAUUGAUCCAGCCUCAUAAGUUUAUUGUUUAUGAAUUGUUUGACAACUUGUCACUAACUGCCAAGCUUUCCAAACAUUUGAUCAAACUUCUCAAGGCUGAUGACUCAAAGGAAGGUGCCAACAUUGUCCAUCCUCAUGAAAUGAAACCAAUUGCGUUGCCAAAUGUGACGGUAAAGUCGAACCACUUGAAGUUUACAAUGGAAGACGAUCCAUUUGAAACAGAAUUGAACAUGAUUUACCAGUUGGGCAAGACUGAACAGAGAAAACGAUUGGAAUUGUACUCUCUUUUUGAAGAAAGAGAAGCUCGACUAAGUGAUGAUAAAGAAUACUUUACACGAUUGGAGAGGUUGCACACUACCAUAUCGGAAUCAUGGAUGCGAAAAGUCAAGAUUUACCAACAACAAUUGAGAGAUGAAGUUAUUGCACAUAAGGAUUAUCUUUUUGGGAAUGAGUGCCGUUUUGAUUCCGAUUAUAACAAAGAUGUUGUGGCGUAUCCAUACGAUGCCCCUUUAUUGACCAUUGGCAUGGAGGGAUUCAACCUUAAUUUAUCGAAACCUGAUUUUGGUCUUGAAAAUAUCGCCGAUUUCAUUCACAACGUGGGGCAAGGUGUUCCAAAGAAUACAAAGUACUCGGUGAUGGUGCCAAUGUAUGUAGAUUUGAAAUUGGCAGAAAUGAGAAUGCAAUUGCGUGAUUAUCCACUACCAAUUUUGUACUCCCCUAGGAAUAAAAGCACUGCCAAUGCCAGCUUAAUGUUGCGAGGUGACUUGGUUAUAAGUGAAAGAUAUGUCACUGAUGAAAAGGAAAUUAGACAAUUACACGUUCCACUAGUUGCCACCGAUAAGGAAGAUGCCAAUCGGUAUGACUUGUUAACUAUUGAAAAAACACUUUCCAGUAUCAAGAUGUAUACCAAGAUGGAUUGCGACUUCAAUUCCGACUACCCAACAAGAAUUGUUUGGGGUACAUCCUACAAUUUUGGUAUACAACAAUUUAUGCUUAACUUUGACCAAUUUUCCAAACCACCAGUUGAUCCAUCACAGAAAUUGGGAUUUUGGGACAAGCUCAAGUACAUUCUUCAUGGAAGCUGUAUUAUUAACACCAAGAAGAGUUUAGAGGUGGGGUUCAAAGGGUCCAGAGAUCCAUAUGAGUUGUUGUCAACUUCAGGAGGAUUUGUACUCUCCUUCAAAAAGAAUGUGAUUUGGAAAAUCAACAAGGAUGACAAUUCAAGAAACUUUUUUGACAUCACUUCGGACAAAGUAGCUUGGUAUAUACCCAACUACUUGGCAACGCCAUUAUUAGCCUGGACCAGAAGCAGUAUUGAUUCCGUUUACCUUCCAGAGUCCCCACAUUUUAUCAAUACCUGCUUUGGCUAUUAUCUUGAAGAUUCUGCUACAAAGCCCGACUUUGAUUUGCUAAACAAUGUUUAUGGCAAGAAUGUGAUAAGUUUAAGCGGGGGCAUUGCGUUUCAUGUUGGAUUCCUUCUUCAACGCAAAGUCGAUGGUAAGAGAGUUGAAGAUUUCAAACCGCAUUAUGAUGUGCAUCUAACGAAUCCGAAAUAUUGUGACGAUGGACACGAUUCGUAUGCUGGUUUUAGAUCUGAGUAUGUACACAUGGCAAUAUCUUUGGUGGCUGACCGUGAAGCUAGUUACAACACCAUACACUUGAGUCCAGGAGCUUUUAAUCAACUUUUUGCAUGGUGGAAAUUGUUUGCUAGUAACAUGAUGUUGCCAAUACGACGAGGUCCGUUGUUUGGUGAAAUGAAGAAAUCGGUCAAAUUUUCUGAGCAUUUGUUUACCAACAAGUUUUCCUUCUACUUGAAGUCGUUGUUUAUUGCCCACAUGUAUCGAGAUGAGAUUGUGGAUAUUGACGAUGAUAGAGUUGAGUGUGUUGGCUUAAGAGGUAGAGUUGACGAGUUUUCGGUUGAUUUGCAUCAGCGGAAGCAACCAGUAACCUUAUAUCACGAAGAGCUUUCCAAACGAACCAAGGUCAUGAAGAUGAACUUCAAUAUUGGAGAAGUGACGUUAUCAAACAUCGAUUUGCGAGUUGUGCAUGCAAGUUUCUCGCAAAACUUGUAUCAUGAAAACAGAAACUACAAUGAAAAAGAGUCCAGCUACAACAUUUAUGGCGAUGAGAAGAUUUGGUUUGACAUGCAGGAUUAUGAAGAGACAUUCUUGCCGUCUUUGAAGCAUUGCCCACGCACGGUUGAAAUCUACCCGCUUAUGUUUUCCGAAAGGUUUUCAUACGAAAGAGAUACCGAAAAUGAUGCCAGUGCAAACCAGGAGGAUGACCAGUUUGGAAAUGAAGACAUCCACGAUUGUCGGAUCCAUGCACGCAAAGAGUCUGACCUGAGGGUUAAGAUGCUAGAGGCGAGACAGGGGGCAAUUGAUCAACAAAUUACUAAAUUACGCAAUAAAGGUGCUUCCACUAAGGAGUUGGAAGAAAGAGCCAGAUUUGUCAAGCGCAUGGUUGAUAAUGCAAAGAGAAGUGCACCUGUUACUCAUCGAAAUCAAUCAAUUGUAUCUAUUGAAAAAGAAGAGCAUUUCCAUAACAAGUUUACGUGGCUGAGUAUGCUACUCAAAUGGAACAGGACCUGCCGUGAUAAUGCUAUGAGGUAUCUCCAUUUUGUUCAAUUGAAAGCGACCAUGAGAAAGUACUUGUCAUAUGAAUCAAUUUCAACCCUUGAAAAGUUUAUUAAAGAGAACGACUAUGGGUCCGAUAUUGAAUCUGUACCGUCUUCCAGCCAACCAAGUGACCAAUUCGUGGGCAACGGCGAAGACAAUCUAAAAAUAAAGUCAAGAUCCGCGGAACAGACUUCACAGGAAAGGCUCGAGAAUUUUACAAAAAUCUUGAAAGAAGUCGAAGGGAAUAGAUCGUUAUCAGAAGAUUACUUCAUUGACGUUGUUUCACCUCAAAUUCAACUUCAAAGCGAUGACUCUCCAGAUUCUGUGGUGAUUGUGUCUACGCCUUCAAUUACAGGGAAAUUCAUAUCGGUGUUGAAUUCAAAAGAUACCGCCAAUCCUGAAGUUUUGGAAACAAGGUUUGGUGUGGUUUUGCAAGAUGCAAGUGUGUUUGUUUUGAACAAAAAGGAUGUUUUGGGCGCAGACUCCAUGAUACUUGCUAAACUGCCAUAUGGUGCUAAAGCAAACUGGCCGCCGUGGCUUGGUCCAGAAAUUACUCAGAGGGGUAUAUGGGCUGGUGAAAAUCAACUACUCAUACAGAACUUAUCGGUCAUGGUGGUGUUUUACGAUACGGAGAUAAUGAGCAAACAGUUGUCGAAAGGCAAUGAGGAUACUUCCGAUGCGAAUGAUGAUCUGGGGUUGUCCACCCUGGUGGAAGCACCAAAGAGGUUGCGGAUAGAUAUGCCGUCGGUUGUUUUGACGUCUACAUCUUCGCAAUACUUUGCGUUGUACCUGAUAAUUGUUAGUCUUUUGUUUUACAGCGAACCAAUGAGUAAAGCAAUUGCUGAAAAGAUUGAAAAGAUGAAGUUUUCAAUUGAUUUUGAUAAUUUGCCAGCCGUGGCGGAAAAAGUCAAAGGGAUGCAACUGUAUUUCCGUAUCAUGAGAUUGUUGAAUGCCAACUACAGCUUCCGAAGGGGCCAUAUGAACAACGAGGAUUUGAACAAUUACCUACAAUUAAACUUGGAAACUGGUGAUGUUGCUAGCGAAAUUUACCUUUUGUUGAGGACCUUGCUAAUGGGGGACUUUUUCAGUGACACCUCAAACCACCCACAAGUUUCUUUCUUGAUUAAAGCGGAUGAGGUUAUUUUACAUAUCUUGGAAGAUGACCGAACUCCCAUUGUGGAUCUUGCUCUUGCCAAUGGUGUCUACAAACGAAAGGAGCUUGAAAGUGGGUCCAAUUUGAAUCAAAUACAGAUUCAAAUGUUGCAAGGAUUCAAUCUUAUCAAAAAUGCAAGGUAUCCUGAUUUCAUUGGUCCGUUUGAUUUGAGUCAACAUUCAAGUAAAAACUUGAUUGAUUUACAAUGGACCAUGAAUAGAUCUGUUGGUGGAAUUAAAGUUGUUGAAAAUUUACAAGUGAAUGCUUUACCGUUAAAUAUCAAAGUUGAUGAAAUAACUGGUGAGAAACUUAUGAAAUUCAUAUUCCAAACUGAUUCUACAGAUAUCAAAGAAAGCAAAGUUAUCGAAAUGGCAAACAAUACAGAAGCUAAAGAAAAGGAGCUUGAAGAUCCUUCGGAACAAGAUCAGUACGGAUUAGUGGAGGAAACAGAGGGAGCCAACAAGAGCGCUAGAUUGGAUAGAAAGCUUCAAGAACGAAGCAUGACGAGCUCUAGACUGAAUAAGCGAAGUUUGACUCGUCUUUCAGGAAAGAGUCAUUCAAGCAGCAAAAGUUCCAAUGGCGGUAGAGACGACGAGGAAGAUGCUGACCAAGUCAAUGAAAUGAUUGAAAGAUCAAAACAAUACUUCUCAAUCAUUUCUCUUACCGUCAGGGCCAUUACCUUGCGAAUCACCAUCAAAUUGAACAAGGGGUACAAGAGGUUGUUGAAUGUUCAUGAUUUCAGAGUUGAAUUACCCGAGUUGGUGAUCAAGAAUCGUAUUCUUUCAUUUAUUGACUUGACGGAUAUUAUCAAGAAAUUGGUUCUAAAGAGUCUUUGGAGUCAUAUAGGCCGUUUAUUGAGCAACAAAAUGACCACAAGUGACAAGUCACUGGAUAUGUUGGCGAAUGAAAAAUUAAUGUCGGUGAAAACUUACAACAAGUUUAUUCCAAUUCGUGAAUUGGCAGUAGUUAGAACUAAGGAGUAG